Messenger RNA from Larimichthys crocea (large yellow croaker), 1228 nucleotides. RefSeq names its product solute carrier family 66 member 3 (gene slc66a3). The record is from RefSeq and is a predicted model, not a curated record. The transcript has 7 exons. NCBI's taxonomy places the organism in Eukaryota, Metazoa, Chordata, Actinopteri, Sciaenidae. Bases 149 to 769 code for a protein of 206 amino acids.
AUUUUAUUUUGAAAGUCACAAACGGAAGUAUUCUCUAAAUCCAGCUGUGUUGACACUGGAGACGUCGCAACCUGCAGCAGCAUCUGGCUGCUACUUUUCUCUAAAACUCAGACAAUCUACGGUUCAGAUAUCGAUAAAACCUGUCACGAUGCAGUCCGACACGCUGCUGCACGCCGCUAACUUCAGCACACUGUUCGUGUGCUUCGUGCUCAAGUUUCCGCAGAUUUUUGUACUGAUGCGAGCGAAGUCGACGACCGGAGUCAGCCUCAACAGUCUGCUGCUCGAGUUGGUCGGGUUCAUUGUGUUUGUCACAUACCAGAUGUACUAUGACUACCCACCUCCAACAUACUUGGAAUAUCCAAUUCUCAUUGCUCAAGAUGUCAUUCUUCUGCUCCUGAUUCUUCAUUACAGUGGCAGCCUGCGGCAGAGCCUCAUAUACGCCUUGGUGUUUGUUGGAGGUUGGAGGCUCCUGACUGUGGAGAAGUGGAUCAUAGAUUUGGCUAUGAGCCUGUGCACGUUCAUUAGUGCAGCCAGCAAAUUUGCACAAUUGCAAUGCCUGUGGAAGUCUAAGGACGCUGGACAGGUCAGCGCCCUCUCCUGGGGUAUGGCUACCUACACCUGUAUGGCACGGAUUUACACCACCACGGUGACAACUGGAGACAUGCAGGUUCUUGUGCGAUUUAUCGUCAUGACUUCGCUCAACAUGUGGGUGCUGCUCACGGUGCUCUACUACCAGAGAAAGAGCAGCGGAUCCAAGAAAGAAGACUAAAAAUGUUCAAGAUGGAUCCUGAGGCUGACUCGCUGCACUGAGAACAUGCAGUUUAUUCCCGCGUCUGUUCAUCAGAGUGAUUACUGGUUUACUCUGGACACAACUAGGACUCAAACAAAAAAACUGAAACUAAACUGACUAACAGUUAUGUAAGCAGCCUUUGUAAUACUGGCCCACAAAAUGUGCUUUUUAUAGUGUUUUUACCUCAGUAUGAAUCACACACUUUUUGUAUAACAUUCCAGUGACUAAAAAUCUGCUACACUUUGUAUUAAGAGCAAAGACCAAUGCUGUAUGUGGGGGAGAGGGGGAAAAAAAGAAAGUGUUAUUAGGGUAGUCAAAGCAUAUCUGAGAUCUUUCCACUCAGGUUAAGAAAUACUGUAUUUUGAAAAGCUUUUAUAAGUCUAAAGUUCAUUUCUGAAUUAUUUUAAUAAAGCAAACAUUCAAGCUUCUUACAUUUCA